AUGGCUUCCUGUGUCCUUGUCUCUGGUCUUCCCCGGUCCCUCCCUCCCCUUCCUCCGGGGCCUGGUCCUUCCUGUGUCCCCUGUGUUGAGGGGCGGCUCCGAGCUGCCCCUCACUCCUCUCAGUUUCCCCCGACAGAGGCCCCGCUGCAGACGCUUCACAUGGACGUGUGGGGCCCGGCCCGCGUCCGUGGACAGGGUCACGAGCGCUACUUCCUGCUGGUGGUUGACGACUACUCGCGUUACACCACGGUCUUCCCCUUGCGCAGCAAGGGUGAUGUCGCUGAGGUGUUGAUCGACUGGAUCCGCGCAGCUCGUCUCCAGCUCAGGAGGAGCUUCGGCUCGGACUUUCCUGUUCUGCGUCUGCACUCUGACCGAGGCGGAGAGUUCUCCUCUGGCCUUCUGCGAGCCUACUAUCGUGCGCGAGGCAUCCGCUUGACCUUUACGCUUCCGGACUCUCCACAGCAAAAUGGGAUUGCGGAGCGCCGCAUUGGCAUGGUCAUGGACGUCACUCGUACGUCCAUGAUGCAUGCGGCUGCCCCCUAUUUUCUGUGGCCGUUUGCGGUUCGGUACGCGGCGCAUCAGAUCAACCUUCACCCCAGGGUCUCCAGGCCGGAGACCUCCCCAGCCUUGCUGUGGACGGGGAAGGUCGGCGAUGCGUCUGCGUUCCGUGUCUGGGGAUCUCGGGCGUUUGUCCGCGACUUGUCUGCGGACAAGCUGUCCCCUCGUGCUGCUCCCUGUGUCUUCCUUGGCUUCCCCCCUGACGCCCCUGGGUGGCAGUUCUACCACCCCACCUCUCGUCGUGUUCUGUCCUCCCAGGACGUCACGUUCGACGAGUCAGUACCCUACUACCGCCUCUUCCCCUACCGCACUCCUUCCCUCCCCCCGCCACCGCACUUCCUUGUGCCAGUCGAGCCGGUCGAGGUUGCUAGUGACUCUGGUACUGCUGCGGGUGCUGAGCCUGGGGGUGCUAACUCUGGGGGUGCUGCGCGCGUGGGUGCUGAGCCUGGGGGUGCUGAGUCUGGGGGUGCUGCAACUGGGGGUGCUGAGCCUGGGGGUCCUUCGCCUGGGGGUGCUGCGUCUGGAGCUGCUGAGCCUGGGGGUGCUGAGUCUGGAUCUACUGAGCCUGGGGGUGCGGAGCCCGCAGCCGCUGGACCUGCUCGUGUCGCGUCUGGCGGUGCUGGGCCUGCUGGUUCUCCGUGUGCUUUGUCUCGGCGGGAGCCACUCUCUCCACAGGAGCUGCGCGAGUGGUUUGCCCAGCGCUAG
Messenger RNA from Closterium sp. NIES-65, 1263 nucleotides. The record is from the annotation of a GenBank genome assembly. Lineage: Eukaryota; Viridiplantae; Streptophyta; Zygnematophyceae; Desmidiales; Closteriaceae.